Orbilia oligospora ATCC 24927 is the source of this 1431-nucleotide messenger RNA. RefSeq lists its product as uncharacterized. Gene Ontology annotation, cellular component: cytoplasm; mitochondrion. Gene Ontology annotation, molecular function: lipoyltransferase activity. The record is from RefSeq and is a predicted model, not a curated record. The coding region runs from base 1 to 1431 and encodes 476 amino acids. NCBI's taxonomy places the organism in Eukaryota, Fungi, Ascomycota, Orbiliomycetes, Orbiliales, Orbiliaceae. The transcript has 4 exons. Gene Ontology annotation, biological process: protein lipoylation.
AUGUCCCCCUCCCGGGGCCUCCGGCUCCUCCCCCUCGCCCGCCGUAGCUACUCCACCGCCGCCCCUCCAAAAUCCCCCAUCGAACUCCUCCGCCUCUCCCCCCACCGCCUACACAUCUACCGUUCCAACUCCACAAACCCCUUCUUCAACCUCAGCGCCGAAGACUACCUCCUCCGCCACUCCCCACCAACCUCCACCCUCCUCUUCACCUACACAAACACUCCCUCCAUAAUCCUCGGCCGCAACCAAAACAUCUGGUCCGAAGUCAACAUCCCACUCCUAAACACCCCACCCUAUAACUCCACAGUCCAAUUAGUCCGUCGUCGAAGCGGUGGAGGAACCGUAUACCACGAUCUAGGAAAUCUAUGUUGGAGCGUUAUCAUGCCCCGUAAAGCCUUCGACCGGGAUUUCUAUGCAAACGCGGUGGUUAGGGCGCUUCAUUCCUUGGGUGUUACGACGGCUAUGGUUAAUGAACGACAUGAUAUUAUACUUCGAAAGACUACCACAUCACCGGAUACGGGGAAGACGAAGGUAAGGGAUAAAAAGGUUUCUGGAUCGGCGUAUAAGAUUAUUAGAGAGAGGGCGUAUCAUCAUGCUACGUUACUUUUGAACUCGGAUUUGGUGAAUAUUUCGGCGUUGUUGAGGAGUCCGCUUAAGGAGUUUAUUACUACGAAGGGGGUGGAGAGUGUUAGGAGUCCUGUGGAGAAUAUUGGAGUUGCGAAGGAAGAGUUGGUGGGGAAGAUUGAAGAGGAGUUUUUGAAGGCUAAUGGGUGGAAAGAAGGAGAUGAAGAGGUGGGGAGGGCGGUAUUGGAGGAGGAGGAGACGGUUAGAGUGAGGGAGUAUAUUAAGGAGGGGAUGAUGGAGUUACAGUCCCAAAAAUGGCUAUACUCCCAAACCCCAGAAUUCACAUUAUCUCUCCCUGCCGGAACCACUCUACCAGAACUCCCCGGUCUCGCGGGUUUUCAACCAGUACUUCCUCCAACCAGUAAACUAUCCCUCCUAACAACCUCCUCAACCCUACAAAAUAUCCAAAUCUCAACCUCCCCAGAUCCAUCCUUUUCAUUCGUUCAAUCCCAAGAAUCUCACAUCCGUCUUCUACACACCCCUUUCAACGGUCCUCAAAUCAACAAAAAACUACAAGAAAUCAAUUCUUUACCUGAAGAUUAUAAAAUAGAUGUGGGCAGGUGGUUGGAACAUGCGGUGGGAGGAUGGGGCGGUGAGGAAAAAGUCGAUCUGUGGACUGAUGGGAAGGGUGGGAAGAGUAUGAGAGCUAGGGCUGCUGAGAAGGAAGAGGAGAGGAAGGAGAGGAGGGAGGCUAACAAGAAACUGCAGGGUAGAGCAGCAGAUACCAAUAACAUAGAAGAUCCAGUGGUCACCGAGCAAACGAAUGAUACUACUACUACUGCUGCUACUACUGCUACUAGUCAAUAG